AACAAGUCCUCCAAUCCAUACGACCAUACAGGUCGUUUGCAUCUUUCCCCAAAUACGACCCUGUGGAGCGUUCCUGAAAAUAGCGCCCCUAACGCCAGCUGGAAAUACGCCACACAGGUUCGCCUCGCAUUGCAUUGUGGAUUAUUCUGCGGGAUAAUCGAGGCUAAUUAAAGAUGCCUACUCUGAAGGACUGUUACAAAUGCAGGAAAAAAAUUGGAGUUGCAAGCAAAAUGUGCCUACACUGUAGUGCCAAGCAGCCAUAUAAGCAAAAGCUUGAGGAAAAAAAGAAACAGCUUUCCCAAGAAUGGAAAGAGCGUCAAAAAAAAAAAACAGCAGUGUGAACAAAGUGUAUGAUGGAACCAAUCUACUGCUCCACAAAUGGCAACUUUUAGAGAGGUAUCCAGUCCUUCUCCUUGCCAGGAGAACCUCAAACGGUUUUUCUGCAGAGUGCUUCUGUCCAUGGAAGAUGGAAACAGAAGAUGCACAGGAUGCAUUUGUCACAAUAAAGAGGUUAUAUGAAAGUCUUCUGAAUGUGGCUAUUGCAGAGAAAGCAACAAGCAGAGUGGGAGAGACUCCAGCACCAAACAGCAAACAGACAGAGACUCCACCAAUACACAACACAGCAGACCCGGCAUCAGAGUCAACACCUCUGCUCCCCUGUAAUGUGGAUAACUCAGAGAAAGCAGCAAGCAGCACGGUCGAGACUCCAGCAACAACCAGCAAACAGACAGAGACUCCACCAAUAGACAACACAGCAGACCCAGCAUCAGAGUCAACACCUCUGCUCCCCCCUGAGUCUGAAACUCCUGCAUCUUCCUCCUUGGCUUCUCCUAUUUCUUUCACAAACUCCUUGUCGUUAUCUGUUGCUCCUUCAGUCUCCACCCUGACUCAGUCUGUUUUGAAGUUCUCUCAACCCAGUCCUAUAUCUUCUUCCCUGGCUUCUCCUCUGCCACCAGCCUCUAUCCUUUCUGCUUCUUCUAAACUCAAUCCUGUGUCCACUGAGCUAGGCAGUCCAGACACAGUGUCUUACGCACAAAAAAAAAGACAAAUAAAGAGGAAAACAGAACCUAAAGGUAAUUAUGGAUUUGUUGAUUUGUGGAUUAGUUUUGAUAUAUGAAUCAAAACUGUUCUUAGUUUUUGCUGUGUGAAACAGUUUUAGGUAACUGGAACGGGACCUUUCUCAUUUUUUUUUUUUUUUUAAGGGACUAGGUUAGAAAGGCACAUAUUGUAAUAUGCAUCUUAUAUGUUUUAUUUAUUUUCUUGUGUCUUGUUUAUUUAUUUUUGGCAAUUUAAUGUUAUGCAGUGAAUAGUGUAGUAUACA
This is a messenger RNA of Labeo rohita (rohu), 1321 nucleotides long. RefSeq lists its product as uncharacterized. The record is from RefSeq and is a predicted model, not a curated record. Bases 305 to 1117 code for a protein of 270 amino acids. The transcript is spliced from 5 exons. NCBI's taxonomy places the organism in Eukaryota, Metazoa, Chordata, Actinopteri, Cypriniformes, Cyprinidae.